AUGUAUCUACAUUUUUUAAAUAUACAUAUUUUGAUACACGUACAGGUUCCCAAAGGCCCGCCCUCACCACCCGCACCAGUACUACACUCCCCACCGCGUAAAGUAACACCUCAAGAACAAAGUGAGUGGAAGAUACCUCCCUGUAUAUCCAACUGGAAGAAUCCCAAGGGUUAUACUGUGCCUCUGGACAAGCGAUUGGCAGCCGAUGGUAGAGGUUUACAGGAACAACAGAUCAAUCACAACUUUGCUGAUUUGGCGGCUGCGCUGUAUCACGCCGACAGGAAGGCCCGUGAGGGUGUUGAGCUCAGAGCGAGUAUGCAGAAGAAGCUUGCAACGAUUGAGAAAGAGAAACACGAGAACAAUUUGCGAGCGCUGGCGCAGAAGGCCCGUGACGAACGCGCUGGAAUUCAACAUCACAGUGACAGCGGCAGUGACGAGGAGGUGGCACAGAGGGAUCAAAUCCGAGAUGAUCGUAAAUACGAGCGUGAUCGUGACCGCAAAAUGGCGAGUUCCAAAGCCGCCAAACGCGGCACAACAGCACGUGAUAUGGAAGAACGUGAUAUCAGUGAGAAGAUUGCGUUGGGGCAGGCGGUUAAGCCCAAUGUGCAGGGAGAAAAUCUGUAUGAUCAACGACUGUUCAACCAGACUAAAGGCAUGGGCAGUGGGCUGCAGGGAGAUGAUGAUGCGUAUAAUAUAUAUGAUAAG
This is a messenger RNA of Sphaeroforma arctica JP610, 705 nucleotides long. RefSeq lists its product as hypothetical. Lineage: Eukaryota; Ichthyosporea; Ichthyophonida. The transcript has 3 exons. The record is from RefSeq and is a predicted model, not a curated record. The annotation marks the transcript as partial. Gene Ontology annotation, biological process: mRNA splicing, via spliceosome. Gene Ontology annotation, cellular component: spliceosomal complex.